AUGCUACCCACCUUGCUGUCCCUCGGCACUCUGCUAAUCAGCUCUUCCCUCGCGCAAUACGCUCCAGCGUAUCUUAUCGCUGCCGACGUCUAUGGGAAAAGCUGUUCAACAUGCGGCAUGAUCGCGGCCUUCCCUACAGGCAAGGGCACGAAUGUCGCUAUUCUCACCAAUGACACCAGCAAAGCAUUGACUGGUCAGUUCAACAACACAUACUGGACAUUCAGUGGCUUCCGCAAAACCCACUCCCUAUACAUGGAGCCCACCGCCGAUAGCAAAAAUUUCCCUUACUAUGGCAAUGUAGGCAUAAAUUCCGGCUUUGCUACGCCGGGUUUUAGUGAAGGUGACGAGGAUGGCCUGCUUGUGUGGAACAACACGGAUAUGGCGAACGAGGGAUCUUGGUUUGCGUUUUGCCCAACCCUCGUACCUGGACACGAGUCGGCGGGGCUGCAGGACCGGGUGUUUUGGCAGUCGAACCAGGCGCCGGCUGAGGGUACGACAAAUUGCACCACCAUCGUAUUCCAUGGUGCUUUUGAAGGAGCUCAAGAGGGGUAA
Messenger RNA from Letharia columbiana, 552 nucleotides. RefSeq lists its product as uncharacterized. Bases 1 to 552 code for a protein of 183 amino acids. The record is from RefSeq and is a predicted model, not a curated record. The transcript is spliced from 3 exons. NCBI's taxonomy places the organism in Eukaryota, Fungi, Ascomycota, Lecanoromycetes, Lecanorales, Parmeliaceae.